Molecule: messenger RNA, 3324 nt
Organism: Drosophila busckii
Lineage: Eukaryota; Metazoa; Arthropoda; Insecta; Diptera; Drosophilidae
Product: mucin-5AC
Exons: 8
Biological process (GO): lipid metabolic process
Source: RefSeq, a predicted model, not a curated record
GUGAUAUAAAAAAUGUUUUCAAACUAUCGCUUAGCGCUGCUGCUGCACUGCCUGGUGGCAUUGCUGGUCUGCGGCAGCGUCGACGCCUUCACCAUAUUGUCGCCCUUUAGCUACAGUUCGCUGAGCUUUAAGAAUCUGCUCAAUAGCGUCCUAUUGUCCAGCAAUGCCAAUUUGGCUGGCGGCGGACGCAAUCUCAAGUCCGAUGUGCUUGAAGAUGCCUCACUGAUAACGCCGAAAUUAAUACGCAAAUACGGUUAUCCAUCAGAGACGCAUACGGUGGUAACCAAGGACGGUUAUAUACUCGAAAUGCAUCGCAUACCAAAGAAGGGCGCGCAGCCAGUGCUGCUAAUGCAUGGGAUACUGGAUACCUCGGCCACGUGGGUGCUGAUGGGUCCCAAGUCGGGAUUAGGCUAUAUGCUGUCUGAUCUGGGCUAUGACGUCUGGAUGGGCAACUCGCGUGGCAAUCGCUAUUCGAAAAAUCACACGAGUCUCAACAGCGACUAUCAGGAGUUCUGGGACUUCACUUUCCAUGAAAUGGGCAAGUACGAUCUGCCUGCGAACAUCGACUAUAUUUUAAGCAAAACCGGCUAUGAGCAGCUGCACUACAUUGGCCACUCCCAGGGCACGGCCAUCUUCUGGGUGCUCUGCUCCGAGCAGCCCGCGUAUUCGCAAAAAAUCACAUCGAUGCAUGCGCUGGCGCCCAUUGCCUAUAUACACGACAUGAAGAGUCCGCUCUUUCGCACGCUGGUGCUUUUCCUCGAUUUUCUAACGGCAGCGACGCGUAUGUUGCGCAUCACGGAAUUUAUGCCAAACACUAAAUUCCUGGUGGACCACAGCCAGGUUGUCUGCCACGACAAUGCCAUGACGCAGGAUGUCUGCUCGAAUAUUCUAUUCCUGGUUGCUGGCUACAAUUCGGAGCAGCUCAACAAGACUAUGCUGCCUGUAAUGCUUAGCCACACCCCGUCGGGCGCUUCGAUUAAGCAGCUGGAGCACUUUGGUCAGCUAAUGAAGUCGGGACACUUUCGCAAAUUCGAUCGCGGCUAUUUGAGAAAUCAACUCGAAUACAAUCGCAUGACGCCGCCGGAUUACGACUUGUCGCGGGUGAAGGUGCCCGUGGCGCUUUACUACUCGGUCAACGAUCUGCUGGUGUCCACCACGGGCGUCGAUAGACUGGCGCGCGAGCUGCCCAAUGUUAUCGACAAGUAUCUGGUGCCAAUGGAGCGUUUCAAUCAUUUGGAUUUCCUUUGGGCCAUCGAUGUCAAGCCGCUGGUCUACAAUCGCCUCGUGCGCAAUAUCAGACGCGUUGAGAAUCAUCGUGCCAAGCUUACAGCCAAUCUGGCCAGCUAUCUGGCUAUGCAGCUGCAGCGGCAGCAGCAGUUGCAGCAACAAAUGCAAAUGCAGGCUCUGCGCAGCUCAGCUUUGCCCCCCAAUGUGCAUUUACCACACGAGCAGGGCUUACUAACAACAACAACAACCACACAAGCUACGGCCACCACAACAGAUGAGACGCAAACAGAGGCAGAGCUGGCUGCUGCUGCUGCUGUUGAAACCACAACCACAGCGGCAACCAUUGCUGAAAUAACCGCCGCCGAGCAGCUUAAGCCGCUUGGCAAAUUGAUUGCCUUCAUUUCGCGUUGCACUAUUGACACUGGCACAGAAAUGUGGCAAAAGGCAAGCGAGUCCAACGGCACAGUUGCCCUCGCAUUCCAAACCAAAAUGCCGCGCAUGCCAAUGAACGCAGCAACGUCGCUGCCGCUGCUGCUGUUGCUGCUGCUGCUGCUAACAGCACAAGCCUUCAGCGCUGCUGUUAAGCCCACCACGACAACAGCAGCUGCAGUGCUGGAUGAGGAGGCGGCGAGCAGCUCUAUGGGCACUGUGGAAUCGGAAACGUUUACAGUUGAAAUCGAUGCAGAUGUGAUACUAACCACUGAAGAUGGCGUUGAGCCAUUUACGGGGCUGCAAGAGAAUCAGUUCAGCAGCACCGAGGAGCCGCUGCCCGAGUCAGUGCUGCAGCAGCUGGCCAAGGAACGCGCCGAGCGGCAGCAGCAGCAGCAGCUGAGCUUGCCACUUGCCACACUCAACGAGACAGCAGAGCAAAGCAAAAGUGUGAUAACAACUACGCCAGCGAGUGUGAUAACCACUCAACGCUAUGCUGAGGCCAAGCUGUAUAGCGUUAAUAGCUUGCAAGACAUGGAUAUGGACAUGGCCGCAAUGCAGCAGCAGCCAGAGUUAGAGACAACCACCUACAUGUCGCCCUUGGAGGAAACUGCUUCGCCCUUGACCAAUCUGGGCAACUACUACAACACCUUCGAGCCACAAGCUGCCAAUGGUGAGGAGCAGUCCACACACAUUUCGCAGCUGGCGUCGCAGCACGAUACGAACACCUUUGAAAUGCCCUACGAGGAGCAGCUUAUAGCCACCACAGAUAUGGCCAUGCCUGAAAUUUCUGUAGCCAGAACUAUGGCCAGCACUGCGCCUGCGCUGGCAGAGACUACAACUGAGGCUGCUGCUGCUGCUGCUGCUGCUGUGGCGGAGACAACGCCAGAGCCAACAGAGUUGAAAGAUUUGAUGCUAGAAAUGGAACGUCAGCUGGCCAAGGCUUCAAUGUACAAUGACAACGAGCGGGAUGAGCUUGUGGCCAGCAUUGAGGGCGACACUGAGCUGCCUUUGCUAGCUGUGGACACCAACAUUGAGCCACAAAGCACAGAUGCAACGCCCCAACAGACGCAGCUUGAUGCCACCAGCAACACGGAGAUCGCAGUCAAUACAACAAAUGUGGCUGAAACCACCACAAGUCCGCCUGAAACCACCGAAAGUGCUCCUCAAACCACAACAAAUGCGCCGGCAACCACCACAAGUGCUCCUCAAACCACAACAAAUGCGCCGGCAACCACCACAAGUGCUCCUCAAACCACAACAAAUGCGCCUGAAACCACCGAAAGUUCUCCUAUCACAAGUAGUAGCAGCAGCACCACCGAAGUUUACUUCACAACCACAGCUGAAACCACUACAAGUGAAGCAAGCACCACUAGCAUGCCUCAUCUAUUAGCAGAUUAUCAAACCACACUUAGCCCCAUGACAAUCGUAGAAUAUAUAAGCACCACCAGCAUGCCAGCCACAACAACCGCCGCUACUACUGAAACAAGCAGCAGCACCACAGAAAUGUCUACAACAAGCUCACCAACAACUACACCAACAACUACAACAACUUCACCAACAACUACAACAACAGAGCUAAGCCUGUCUGAAACAACGAUAGCUACUGAAACAGCAUCCACAUUAUGUCUUACAAACAAGCUCAACACCAACUACAACAACAACAAC